This is a messenger RNA of Penicillium cosmopolitanum, 415 nucleotides long. RefSeq lists its product as uncharacterized. The coding region runs from base 8 to 415 and encodes 135 amino acids. Lineage: Eukaryota; Fungi; Ascomycota; Eurotiomycetes; Eurotiales; Aspergillaceae. The record is from RefSeq and is a predicted model, not a curated record. The transcript is spliced from 2 exons.
AUCUGACAUGUUAUGCAAUAAUUCAAACGCCGUACAAAUAAACUCGCGUCUUACCACAUUCUUUCUUGCCACCACUUGGCUAGCUUCUUUGGUGGAGCACUCACAGUGGCAAUUCUUUCAGCUUUUUUUCAAUUUUUGGAAUCGCUCUUCUUUUUCAGCCGAGAUUGCCGAGCAAGGACAGUCAGGCUCGGUAUUUUUACGGCUGCAUCCAACUUUUGUUGAGCUUUCUUAUCUUGUAUGCAUCGAAGGUUACCUUGCCAGUCAAGUCCGCGGCUUUCAGUCCUCUUUCAAAUUCAUCACAAGCCAGGACCAUACUCCGUACUACGAGGUCAUGUAUUAUGGCGCUACAAGCAAAGCUAUCUUCGGCACUCUAGUGGCCAUUUCCUAUCUGGUUUAUGUUUUCGCAUGCCAUUGA